AUGGGCAACGAAGCCAACAAGACAACCGAGGCUGCGAGCGAUCUCAAUCCAAACGGCUUCAUCACUGACCGCGAGGUCGACGGCGAGCGACGUUCCAUCCGCCACUAUAAUGAUGGUCGAGUAUCGGGGCGCGGUAGGAGUGUCGAGGGUAGCCUACGAACAAAGAUGCACAAGAACCCCACAGGGACCGGAGGUCGUGCCAGGCCUCUCACCUCCCAUCCCGGGAACCUGGGCGGUCGAUCUACUCCUGUUGCGUCCGGUUCAUCUGAUAUCGCUGAUAUCACUGCCGCCAUGGCCAAGCUCACUGUUGACCAUCCCACUAGCCCUAAGGUAAAGAGACUCAGCAAAAAGUUGAACCUCGAUGCCGAUCCGAGGAUUGAGACUGUAACUCUGCGAAAGGUCACUCCUUCAUCUACGGCUAGUGUGGUCUCCUCUACGUGCAGCACGGGCAGCAAUAGUUCUGUCAAUGCUAGGAUAGCGGAAAUUGAAGAUCGAGUAAGGAAGCACAUUAAGACACGGCUCCAGUCUAUAAAGGAGGAAGAUGCACAGUAA
Messenger RNA from Penicillium samsonianum, 552 nucleotides. RefSeq lists its product as uncharacterized. NCBI's taxonomy places the organism in Eukaryota, Fungi, Ascomycota, Eurotiomycetes, Eurotiales, Aspergillaceae. The transcript has a single exon. The record is from RefSeq and is a predicted model, not a curated record. The coding region runs from base 1 to 552 and encodes 183 amino acids.